Molecule: messenger RNA, 11819 nt
Organism: Anopheles stephensi (Asian malaria mosquito)
Lineage: Eukaryota; Metazoa; Arthropoda; Insecta; Diptera; Culicidae
Gene: enok
Product: serine-rich adhesin for platelets
Exons: 7
Coding region: 1072-10599 (3175 amino acids)
Biological process (GO): nucleosome assembly; regulation of DNA-templated transcription
Cellular component (GO): MOZ/MORF histone acetyltransferase complex; nucleosome
Molecular function (GO): DNA binding; histone acetyltransferase activity
Source: RefSeq, a predicted model, not a curated record
UGCACGCACCCUAUUUUCAUUUUACUUUGUGCAAAUGAGAGAAGAAAUUGGCCAUUUUAUCAAGGAUUUUGAAAGUUGCCCCUGGCGGGUUAGAACGCACGAGUGACGCAUCGCAAACGCGAGUGAACGUAGCAAAACGGGCCAAGCGGACCGACGCCCGCCUGCCAUUCGGAGAAACGGAAAAGCGAACCGCGUCAUCUGGCCAUUUUUUUUUUCAUCUCUCCUUCGCAUCCACAAAUCCGUCGGAAUCCUUGCGUGCACCUUCGUCCCUUUCCCUCGCUGUACGCGUACGCCAGCCAAGAAUGGGCGCGAGAAAGUGAUGAACAUGUAUAUAAAUAUUCAAGAGUGCAGCCCCUGACCCGGUUACCAAGUGAUGUGACAACGCCACAGAACGCCGUUCUUCUGCUGGAUGCGUUCUGGUGCGUGUGUGUGGUUUUUUUUUUUCUUCGUUUCCGUCGCGGUGGUGAAGAUUAGUGUGGUCAAUCUUGUUGGACCGGAGCGGAACUCGCACACACAAUCGCGCUUCCGCAGCGAAGCCUCCUUGGUGGAAGCGCGUGUAAAUACGCUAGAAGAGAGCAGCAGUGGAUUGCUGCUGUGUUGUUCGUACGGCAGUGGUGUGUAGCAUUGCGCCUCUACACACACGCACACAAGCGCACACUCGCUGUCGUGCGAUAGUGUUGAAGCUGGAAGGAAAAGGUUAGUGUGUUUAUGGUCCGAAAUACGUCGGAAAAUUUCGCCCCUGCACGGUGCGACCAGUGCGACAGACGGGAGACACGGCAGACGGUUUGCAAUUAAAAACAAUUUGCUAGCUAAAAAAGACAAUCAAAAUGGCCGCCGUGCGGUGUGCUGCAAAGUCCGGAAUGUGUGUGUCCGAUCGGUGGAAGGAUUAGCAUACUAAACCCGACGGGCGACGACGAGAUCGGUGGUCACGGUUAAUACGUGUUUAUGCUGUCUUGGCUCUGGUGCCAUCGGUAAUAACCAUCAUCAUCAUCAUCAUCAUCGCCAUCGCACUGCUGUGCCCCCGUCCACGUCGCGUGCAGUGAGUGAUAUAGGAAAGAAAAACAAAGAAAAAUGCGUGAAAAUCCCGAUGACGUGAGUCCGCAGAUAUGGAAAGAGUGGAUCCUGGAGGCGAUACGGCGCAUCCGGUUCCAGAAGCAGCGGCCCAGCAUACAGCGCAUCUGCCAGGCGAUCGGCAGCCACCACAAGUUCCACGAGGACAUUGUGGCGGAAAAGCUGGAGGAAGCGGUCGAGGCCGGCUCGGUGCUGAAGGUGUACAACAAGGGGCUGCACUCGUAUAAGGCGCCCACCUCGACCCAGCGGCGUGUCAUCAACGUCACGAAUGACAGCAACCUAUCGCGGCUGGUAGCGAAAGCGGUCCGCGAUCUGGGCGAGUUCGAUGGGUCGUCGCAGAAAUCGAUUGAAAACUAUGUACAGCAGACGAACAACCUGCACAUUGCGCCCGACACGGACUACAAGAGUGUGAUCCGCCAUGCGAUUCGGAUUGCGCUCGGGGAGGACACGAUCAUGCAGGAGGGUCGGCUGUACAAACCGGGCCCGGUGUUCAAACCGAUCACCAAGCGCAAAUCAACCUCCCCGAAAAAGCGUGGCAACAAGCAUUUAGAUCGUUCGGCCGACGGAAGCAUUUGUGUGGUGUGCCAGGAAGCGGACGGUAACGCAUCGGACGAUGAGUGCGAAACACUUACCAGCUGCAGCAGUUGUGGAGCAGGGCUGCACGACAGCUGUGCGAACGGAAGUGGGGGACACGGUAGCAGCAGCAGCAGCAGCAGCAGCAACAGCAGAACGGUGACGCUAUCACGCCUGCUGGAAAAGGGCAACGUGUGGCACUGUGAGGAGUGCAAGGUGUGUGAUGCGUGUGCGAACCAGGACGACGACGAGGAGGACGGUGUGAAAGGUGUUUGUUUGUUGGAUUGUUGGAGCUGUAAGAAACAUUUUCACCUGUCCUGUCUUAAUCCACCACUGUCGGAGAUGAAAAAAUGCAAAACUGCUUGGAGAUGCUCCGACUGCUUAAGCCAAUCGCGGGACAGUGAUCGGAAGUCCAGUAUAAUGCGACCGGCAGCGGGCGAAAAGAAGCGGAAAAGAUUGCUCACGGGCGAUAAAGAUCCAAAGGGGAAUACAGAAGCUAUCAGUCUACCAGUACCUUACAAAAAUCCGUAUGAUUCAACCAAUGAAGAUGCUAUAGAAAAACAAACCCUCCCGGAAGGCGUGACGCAGCAGGACGCCGAACUGUACAAGUACGUGCGCGAACAGUCGACAAAGAUUGUGGUCGGAGUGACGAAGGCCACUAGCAAGUAUAACAACAACAACAGUGAACGUGGCCGACACUUCUCGCCCGACCGUCCCAGCCACCAGUCCUCGAACAGUAUUCUUCAGCAGUCGCCAUCGAAACUGAUGGCAGCGCAGGAUCGUUGUCCGGCGGCGAUCGAGUUCGGCAAGUACGAAAUCGAAACAUGGUAUUCAAGUCCCUUUCCUCAGGAAUAUGCUAGACUACCCAAGCUAUUCCUGUGUGAGUUCUGCUUAAAGUACACCAAAAGCAAGGCGGUACUGCAAAGGCAUCAGGACAAAUGCUCCUGGCGUAAUCCACCCGGGACGGAGAUCUACCGCCACGAUGGUGUGUCCGUGUUUGAGGUGGAUGGAAAUGCGAACAAAAUCUACUGUCAGAAUCUGUGCCUGCUGGCGAAGCUGUUCCUCGAUCACAAAACCCUGUACUACGACGUAGAGCCGUUCCUGUUCUACGUGCUGACGCGCUACGACCGCAAGGGCUACCACCUGGUCGGCUACUUCUCGAAGGAAAAGCACUGCCAGCAGAAGUACAACGUGUCAUGCAUUAUGACGAUGCCGCAGUACCAGCGGCAGGGCUACGGCCGGUUUCUGAUCGAUUUCAGCUACCUUCUCAGCCGGGAGGAGGGUCAACCGGGCACACCGGAAAAGCCGCUGUCCGAUCUUGGCCGGGUUUCGUACUACGCGUACUGGAAAUCGACCGUACUGAACUACUUGCACGAAUACCGGCGCCGGUCGGAGCCGCUCUCGAUACAGCAGAUCUCGCAGGAAACGGGCAUGGUCGUGCCGGACAUUGUGCUCGCGCUGCAGCUACUCUCCUUCAUCAAGUACCGCAAAAUCGAUCGGGGCGGCGGCUUCAAGGUGUACCAACCGCUCAUAUGCAUCGAUUGGCGGCUGGUCGACAAGCAGCACGAGCGUACGGUACGGUCCCGGGCACGGCUCGCCAUUGAAAAGGACUGUCUCCGCUGGACGCCACUGUUUCUCUCCAGCACGGCAUCAUUUUCUGAGCUUGACAAUAGCAUUGCUCCGAUGGAGGUUAACGAAGCGACGGCGGACAAUGAAGCGGCGGACCGGAUGAGCGCUGGUGUCGUCAGUCCGAAACCGGAAGAAGAAUCGGAUCGGGACGAGAAGCACCCACACAAAGCGUCUCGUGCGGUUAAAGGUGGAAGUGGCGCCGGAUCAUCACAGCAGCCGGCACAUCGAAAGGGAGAGUCAUCAGGUAAAAGAAAAAAGCGUGGACGAGAUCCGUCACCGCCACCAGCAGCAGCAUCAGGAUCAUCGUUGGAAGCUCCGGUCGUUUCGCGCGUUAGCAAAUCGCAUGCGCUCAAGGUGGAAGAGCACACUGAUGAGGACGAAACCGUGGUGGCUGCCCUAACCGCACGUAGUAAUGCUACGCCGCUCGGCGGACGGAAACGGGGCCGGGUAGGGGUGCAGGAGAAGGAAUCUAGCAAACUCGGCAGUGUGAACACGUUCGAAAGACUCCGAAAGCGACGCCGGCUGGAUUCGGAAGAAACGGUAGAAGACAAAACACCGCCCGCCUUCAGCAAUCUGCCGAAGGAUGCCUCGCCCGUUUCCGGCAGAGCUGGUGGUCCGCGAAGAAAGCGAAUAAAUAUGCGACUUUCCGACUCGGAGCAGGAACCCGAACAACCGCCGGAACGGACGCGAACCGCUAGCGAGCAACUGAGGACUCGUCCGCACAAAUCAUCCACGCGCGAGGCAGACACGGUGAAUGGGGUGGUUGGCCUGUUUGGACGUACCGUAGACACGGAAACCGAACAACGUUCCUCCCCGGUGGUGCCGACCGCUGGGGUUGCCAGCAAACGCACCGAACGUGGUGGUGGUACGGGAAUGCGAAACUCAAAGCGUUUGGCGAGCAGUCCAGCGAACGCGGUCGAAAGUGAGGAACCAGCGGAAACGACGGUGGAGAAGUCGAAACCAUUUCGAACCAGCUCCUCAACGGCUGGCUCGGUGAGGCAGAAGCAUCAGCAGCAUCACACGGCGCACGAAGCACCAGCGUCGUCCAACGCAUUGCAAAUGUUACCUUCCUGCUCGUCCUCCUCGUCGUCGAUCGCGGGUUCGGGGUCACUUUCGCCCGCCAAGAAGGAAACAUCGGCCACCACCGUCAACGCGCACGGUUCGAGCAGUAGCAAGCUGCGCCAUAAAACUUCUCCCACGACUACAGGCGUCGGUGGGCGUAGCCAUAAGAAGCGACAGGGUAAGAAAACGAUUGUCCCGGUGGCGGAUGCGAGCGAAGACUACUCCUCCGGUGAAGCGGACGACGAAAUGGAGGAGGAAACGCGCAGUACACCGACAGCAGCAGCAGCAGCAACCAUUCCGAAGAAAUCUCCUACUAAAGCCGCCCAGCACAAUCCAGCCACCGCGGUAAACAAUGGUUCGAGCGAAAUGGCUCCUAAAGGGCCGCCAGGUGCAGCGCGCGAUCAUUCGCCAACCCCGAGCGGAAAGGCUCAAAAGAGUAAGACAAUAAGCGAGCGUCGUGGGAAGGAGGAGGAGAGUACGGAGCGAGCCACGAGAGCUGCUGUUGCUGCUGCUGCGGCAGUUACGACAGUGGAAGCACCACCAGCAGCAACAAACGACAGUGACAACGCUCAGCAAACUGUGCAGGAAAAUAGUACAACACAGACCUUAUCAAACGAACAACCGGAAAGUACAAGCAAUGCCACGCAAACGAGCGACCAGCGGACACCCCAACCGCAUCAUCCGACGGAAGCUACAAAUGAAGUCGUGUCUGUCGGUUCCAAAGAAGACACAGCAAAGGAAGGCUCCCGAAGCAACCGGUCCUCUGUCGAAGGGUGUAGCACCGGUUCCGUCAUUAGCCGACCGGCAGCAUUUUCCGACCGUAGUUCCUUAGAGCAGGGGAAGGAAAGCGUCACCAGCAAAGCCGAACAGAAGGAAGGCGUAAUUCUGCAAGCACCUUCCUCCACACCGGUUACUACUCCCGAGAAGAAGGAUAGCAGCACCACCACCACCAGCCGAUCGGCCGCUGGUAAAGAGUCUUACACACGAACCAGCCCGCCAAAGGCCCAACCCGAACAGCAGUCGCAAAACAGCAGCAGUAGCGUUAUAAGCGAAACGCUACCCCUCGUGAAUGGUGUAGAGAUCAACGAAAAAAUCUCUGUGAUAACUGAAUCAAAAAACUGUCUCACAACAACACCUGCAGAGUCGUCGUUGUUGGCACAGUCGAGUGAUUCGGACGCGGCUCGGAGCCACGAACAGGAUAACGCUGCUAACGCUGCGGGAGCGAGUGUAGCAACGCCGGAAAGGAAAACCGUCGGAACGAUGGUCGAUCCCGGUCAGACGGCGAAUGGCGGCGGAGUAGAGUGUGGUCGCUCGCCGAAACAAAGGCACCCGAACGAUGCGGACCACGGUACGAAUCGAACGUCCGCCGAGCGUGCUGCGAACGGCGCCGCCAACAAUACGGCCAGUGUGCUGAAGAUCAAUGAAAACUAUGACAAACAUCAUCACAAUCAGCAGCAGCAGCUGCAGCAGCAGCAACAUCACGCCGAACCGCUCCGAACCCGGCCGAAAGUGAUUGUGGACACCACCGGCUCGGGGGAAGCUAAGCCGCACGAAGAGUCGGCAACGGAAGCGUCCAAAGCGACCGAGGUUAUAAGGGCGAGGGAAGAUGCGAAGGAGACGGCUGCCAAAGCAAGCACCGACACGGGCAUAAUUCAACAAACUUCGGCAAUCGUACCGGCUGGCCAGCCGUCGGCUCCGGCGGCCACGGUUCACGAGAUGGCGAUGCACAAGAAGAAGUUUAUGAAAACGAUGGACAUGACGGUCCCUGCUGAACCGACGCCACAGCAGCAGCAGCAGCCAGGAAAACCGUUGGCAAUUGCCGGCGAGAAAUCCGAUCAGUCUGUCAUCAAACAGAACGAGGAGGUGACCAAGCUGGCCAGCCUUACGCACACUACUACCUCCGGGAUUGGCAACAGUACGAGUGUAUCCGGUUCCUUAGCCUCUUCAGCGGGCAGCGAGAAUGCCAGCGUCGCCGGUGGUGUUGUGGACAUUCGGAAGGACAAGUCACCAGCGAAGUCCACUAGCGCCGCAUCCACCUGCAGCACCGUAUCUCCGCCGGUGUGCACCGGGUCGUCUAAGGGUGCAAAAAACGAAUCGCUUAAAGUGGCGUCCUCGCACAGCACCGCCAGUGCUGCAGCAAAGCUUUCGGAAAGUUCCGUCGUCGGCACGGCUACGGCGGUUGUAACAAGCGCCGCUGCCACGCUGAUGGACAGUGGAAAGCGAAGCGAUUCGAGCACGGACGCAGCAUACGGCGGCGGAGAAGAACCAAAGGCUGAAACGAAACGAGCAAAGGAGAAAUCAUCUGCUGCGAGUGGUGGUGCAUCGGCUGUUAGCUCUACCAAUAUCGUUGCUGCUGCUUCCGUGAGCAUACCAGAGGAAGGUGGUAAGACAAGCCGCAGCAGUAACUCAUCUUCGUCCUCACCGGCUAGCGAACAGCAGCCGCCAGUGGGCAAACGGUCCUCCGGUUCAACGUCGUCGACUAGCUCGUCGGGUUCGGGAUCGAGUAGCGCGAAAGGCGACCACUCGGCCUCAUCCACCAGCACGGCGAUGCCAUCCGUGGGAACUGGGACUACGACGGGGACGGCUUCUUCUUCCAAGCGUUCGGAAGCAAAUGCUCGCAAGGAAGCGAUGAAGCACAGUGCUGCUGCGACUGGUUCGUACGGUGGGAAUCAGGGCGCUAACAGCGGCAACACCACAACCCCAACAGUCAACAGCCAUUGUAAAGUGUUGCAGCAGGAGAGUCAUCAAGUUCAUCAGCAGCAGCAGCAGCAGCAACAGCAACAGCAGCAGCCCCAACAACAGCAACAUCAACUGCAGCAGCAGCAACAGCAGCAGCAACAUCACCAUGCACAGCAACAACACUCGCAGCAUCAUCCAUCUCAACAUCCGCCAAAUCCGCACCAGCACCAUCAGCAGCAGCAGCACCAACAGCAGCAACAGCAGCAGCAGCAGCAGCAGCACCAUCAGCAGCAGCAACAGCAGCAACAGUACCACAUGAGCUCCAAGUCAUCGGCCAACAUGUCACCGCUGUUGAUGGAUGGAGCGGGUGUUGGCGCAACUUCCGCCGGCGCUUCAAUGCAAGGCGGCGGUAUGGGUGGUGCUGGCAUCCCGAACAACCUGCCCGUCAGCUCGUCCCCGUCGCUAGGUGUGGCAGCCGGGAACGUGCACAGCGGCAGCAUGAUGAUGUCGUCCGGUCCUCCCGGAGCGAUGGGCCCGACGGGUGCCAUGGGCAUGAACAGUGCAUCGUCGUCCUGUCGGACGGAUAAGCACGCGUCCGCAUCCUCCAAGCACCCGAUGCACGACCCAAAGACGACGAUCGAUCUGAACAAGAUGUCGUCCCAGUUUCCCGGCAUCAAUCAGCUGCCGAGCUACGCACCUUCGCAGUAUUGGCAGCUGGAACCGUACUACCAGAGCUACAACCUUACGCACCUGGACACGGGCAGCCAGAAGUCACCGAACAAGUUCCAUCUCGAUCUGGCCACCAGCAUGGCGUACGGCAGCUUUCCCUCCAAUCUGUACCCUUCGUUCCAGCAUCAGGAGCAACAGUACCAGCAGGUCCCACCGGCGGCGGCCUCUUCCGCACCGGCCUACCAGCCGAAGGAGCGGAACACUGGCAAGUCGGAUCGCAAAGGCACGUCCGGCGGUGGUGCGAUCGAGCAGUCAUCCUCAUCCUCAACGUCCUCGGGAGGAACCAAGCACGGGAAGUCCUCUUCCAAGUCCGCCUCGAAUGCCGCUGCAGCUGCUGAUGAUGGUAGCAAGUUCAAGGGAAGCAACGCCCCGGACGUUCACCAUCUCUCGCAACAUUCCUCUCAGCAGCAGCAACAACAGCAACAGCAACAUCAGCAGCAACAACAGCAGCAACAGCAACUUUGUCCGUCACCGUACGACACCGGGCUGCUGUGUGCGAAAGCCAACCAAUAUCAUCAUCUGUCCUCUGCCCAGGUCGUGCAGCAUCCGCACCAACUAGCUCAGCAACAUCACCAGCAUCAGCAGCAGCAACACCAACAGCAACAUCAGCAUUAUCAACACCAGCAGCAACAGCACGCCGCGCAGCAGCAACACACGCAGCACAAAUCGAUCCAGAAGAACAAGAACGACAACGCCUCCUCCUCCAGCAACAAGCUGAACGACUCCUCCUGUAUGGUUGCCGGAGCAGCAAAGUCUUCGCCAGCGGUCAACGACCCGGCAACGGCCGGCUCCUGUCACGCCUCGGUACAACAGCAAACGAUGCAUCUGCUCGGCAAUGGGGAUAGCGAUGGGGCGACGGGCGGCACGCAGCAGGCGGACAUGAAACAGGGAACGCCGAGCGGUGGUGAACAUUCCAUCGGUGUGUACACGCCGGAAUCCACGACCUCCAACUCGGUCCAGAGCCUGCAUCAGUACGGUCAGUGCGAUAUAGACGUGAGCCAGCUGGGGCUGGAAUCGCCGGCCAGCAUAGCGAGCGACGUGACCUCGCAGAACUCGGCCGACGCGAUACGACCGCCGAGUGUCGUGUCGCAGCACGGUGGCUCGAUCGGAGGCCCCUACUCGGACUGUUCCGUGCAUCAGCAGCAGCAGCAGCAGCAACAGUUGCAGCAUCAGUCACAAAUGCACAUGGCGAUGCAUACGCACGUGCCGGAAACGAGUCCACAGCAUCCGCCUCAGCAGAUGACAAUAAUAGCGAACAAUGCGGGUGGUGGUGGGGCUGGUGCCGGUGGUGCUGGUGGUGGCGCUAGUGGCGGUGGCUCUGGCAAUGGAAGCAGCGGACGGGGUAAGCAACAUCCCUCCCAGCAGCAUCUCGCUCAGCAGCAGCAGCAGCAGAUAGCUCACGGCGGAGGAAACAGCGGUACGGCGGGUCGUUCACAGCGAGCGUCCACACCGAAGGUGAGUCGCAACACACCAACGCCAGGAGCGCAACAGCGUCAUCAAAGCCGCACGACACCGCCGGUCGUUAGCAAUGUGAUACAACCGAUCGUAAGCCCGGGCCAUCAUCAGCAGCAACAGCAGCAGCAGCAGCAACACCAGCAACAGCAGCAACAGGCAGCGAUGCAGGCGGCUUCGCUGAAUCAACAGCAGCAACAGCAGCACCAACAGCAGCUGGCUCUCCAGCAACAGAUGCACCAAACGUACGGCCAAUCGCUCAACCACCAAGCGCACAGUCAGAACAUGCAUCAGGCGGCGGCGGCGGCGGCGAGCGGUGGCUAUCUGGGUGCGCAGCUGGCCCUGUCGGGUCAAGCGCCACCCUACCCCCAGUCACCAACCUCCUACGGCAGCGUCAUCCAGCACCGAAUGUCCAACAACCAUACCCCGGCCAGCCUGCACAGCCCGCACCAGCGACUCGGAGCCUCACCCGUGUCCUCCUGUGCCGUAUCCUCCGCCAACAACUUCUACGUCCAGCAGCAGCAGCAGCAGCAGCAACAGUCGGGCGGCGUAACGCACCCCGGUUCGCACACACCAAUCCCCCAGGCACCAACGCCCGCUCCAACACCGACCCCGACCCCGACCCCGCAGCUCGAGCCUCAGUCCUGCCAGGGCGGAGCGACGGGACAGCAGCUCCAGCAGCAGCAGCAGCAAGGGCCACAGAUAUCCUGCCUCUCGAAGCUGCAGCAACUCACCACCAACGUGGACAUUUGCAACUCGCCCGUCACGCCACCUCCCUCCGCCCAUCACGCCGCCCAUUCGCACGGCGGUGCUGGUGGUGGGCCACCGGGCGGUGGUGGUGGUGGGGGAGCGAGCGGCACCAGCUCCAACCAAUCCGCGGGCGGUAAUAUGGUGCCGGCACAGAACGUUGUCCGCAACAUAUCCACCCCGCCGGUUUCGAUCCAUUCCGCCGCGCAAAUGUCCACCAUCAACUAUCACAAGUACUACACGGGCAACAUGAACAUGCCGUCGAUCGCGCAGAAUGCGGUGGCGGCGGCAGCUGUGGCCGGCGCGGCACGGCGCAAUGCGGCGGCCGCAUCGUCCGCCCAAAUACAGCACAUGGCGGCGGCGGCAAACCGUUCGAGCAGCGUCAGCCCGAACGUGGCGAUUAGCACGAACCUGAUGUCGCCGUACGGGUCGCUGAACGGGUACCGGAUGACGACGGCUGGCCAGUCGCCGGGAACGGGCGGCUACAUCGGCAAUCCGGCGGCCGGCUUCAUCCAGAACUCGGCCCAGCUCGGCCCGGUGCAGAUGGGCGUGAUGAACAUGCAGUCGCAGUACCAGGACCCGAGCGCGAUCCAGCGCGCGCAGCAGAACUCGAUGUACUCAUCCUACUCGGCCUAUCUGCCUCCGAUGAGGCGCUGAACAUAGUGUAAUAUGGUUGCCAACAGGAUCCGGGGAGCCUUGAAAACACCCCGCCCCCCCUCAAAUUGUUUGCCAUCCUCAUUCGUUGGGUUUUAAUGAUUUACCGUACGUGCGCACGGGAUGAUGCGAGAUGAUAUAGGUGCGAAACCCUCCACUAUUUCGAUUAUUUAGAUCACACAAACACAAGCACAACAUUUUAUUUAACCCGUAGAUGCCUCUGGGUGUGUGUGCGGGCCUUCCUAGGCAGGUAGGUCAACGGUGGCUCGGCUGGUCCGUUGUAUCUAUCGCUUAUUCAACUCAACUGCACAUACACACGAUCCGUACUGUUAGAACUAGUAGAUAGCGGAGUUUCCGGUUGUCCAACACACACACAUAAAAGGGGCUUUUGUACAGUUUAGAAGUAUCAGCAAUCGGAUUAGCUGAGGAUACACGGAUAUCAGAGGCUUUCCUUUCCACGAUUCCUUCCCUUUUCGGUUGUUUUCUGCUUAGUUGUGACGCUGCUGAGUGGAUGGCCGGGCACACUCUCUCUCUCUCGAAUUAGUGCGCCUAUACAUAUACCUAUACAUAGAUAAAUAUUGCAAGCAGUGUAGAAUAAAAUAGUAUUGGGGUUUUAACAGAGACAGGACAAGAAAACAAAACACACACACACAGACACGAACGAGAAACGGCUCGGUUUUAUGCCAUUGCUCUCGAUGUAACGUACAACGUCUCGCGUCUCUUUCUCGCUCCAGUGGUUUAAGUUAAUAGAGGAGUGGGGCUGAGUAGGCUGUGUGUGUGUAUCUUGCGUAAUCCUGCUGCACCGGAUCGCAGCGGCUUCUUUUUAAGUCAUAUGUAGGUAAGAAAGGACAGGUGUUAUUAUUGAAUGCAACGACAUCCCCCGCCCCAAACCCACACACACACACAUACACACAAGUACCGGUUAAGUUAUAUGAAAUAUUAGGGACAGAUACGGAGAGCGCGUACGUGUACGCGCGCUGCGUACGACUCGAGACCUGGAGUGUUGAGUGAGUGGAAGUGAAAAAAAACACAAAAAUCGUUACAAACACUAACUGCUGCUGCAAAAGAGAGCAUAUGGUGGGAGAGGCAUUAGUAAGAAAUAUUAGAAACUGAUUAAUUAAACCUGUACACAUACAUCAUACACACACACACACGCGAAGGUGCGUGCGCGCGCGUGCAAGUUGUUUGAAAGGUAUAAUAAACAAACGAAUCAAUCUACCCAC